AUGCCGGUUCGAUUCACUGGUUUCUUAGAGAACAAGGGUGUAGAUAUCACAAUCCAACUCCCUGGCGUGGACGGUUCAACAUUGGAAAAGGUUCUAGAGUAUCUCCGACAUUACAAGGACGAACCAGUCUCACACGAUUGUGACAAUAAGUCGCGUGGUCCUACCGAACUCAGUGAUUGGGACAAGACCUUUCUUGAGGUCGAGCAAAGCCAGCUGUUCAAGAUCAUUCUCGCUGCGGAUUAUCUCGGUAUCAAGCCACUGUUGGACGCUGGCUGCAAAGCUGUCGCACUUCAACUCAAGGGAAAGACACCUGAGCAAAUUCGAGAGGCGUUUUCUAUUCAAAAUGACUUCACUCCCGAGGAAGAGGCGCGUAUCAAAGAGGAGUUUAGCGGAUAA
Serendipita indica DSM 11827 is the source of this 396-nucleotide messenger RNA. Lineage: Eukaryota; Fungi; Basidiomycota; Agaricomycetes; Sebacinales; Serendipitaceae. The record is from the annotation of a GenBank genome assembly.